AUGCGUCGCUGCGUCACUAGCCUCGCCGGUGCUGCCGCGGACGUGGGCUCACUGACGUUUGACGUCAUCGUGGUUGGCGGCGGCGCCAGCGGCUCCCUUAUUGCCGGUCGGCUGGCGAUGGAGAACCUCAAGACACUCGUCAUCGAGGAAGGCGCAGAUAUCCGCAAGUUCCCUGAGUGGUACCACACGCUCCCGGCCAGCACCAUCGCCCACCGUGUGGCUCAGCGCGGCUUCGAAGCCAAGGACACCCUGACGACGCCGCAGCAGCAUCCGGACGGUGUAACCAAGGCUCCCGUGUGGAUUCCGACUCCGCGGGUUCUGGGCGGCCACGGUGUAAUGGGCAGUCGUACGUGGAACCUCGGCGAUGAGCGCGACUGGGAGGGGAGCCCGUGGAGCUUCCGCAAUGACCUUCUGCCGCGUGUGCGCACCUUCGAAAACAUGGAGGUGUUUGUGCCGCACCGCGGCAAGCGAGGGAAGUUCCUCAUUUGCCGCCCGUCAAACUUCUCGCCGUACUUUAAGGCGUUCUGCGAAGCGGCAUCGCAGGACGUGCCGCUCGUGAGUGAGUUCACACGCAAGGAGUUUCAGGUCGACUGCGGCUGCGGAAGGCCUGACACGUUUGUGGACCAGUCGCUGGGGGUGGCGAACACCACCCUGCAGCGGUACCUGCUCGGUACAAUCAAGCUGAACCGCCCUGUUCGCGUGGAGUGCGGCGCCAAGGUGGUCGGUAUCCGCGGCAGCGGUGGCAACAGGAACAUCGCUGCCGGCAUCUCUAUGCGGCGUGCAGACGGCCAGCUGGUGGAUGUGGAGAGCAGCCUUGUAGUGGUGAGUGCGGGUAGCAUUGGCAGCGCGCGGCUGCUCACGGCGUCACGCGGCAGCGUCGAUGUGAACGCUUCGGUUGGGAAGAACUUCUGGGAUGUGCCGCAGGUGGUCUUGCAGUUCCACGUAAAGAACCGUGAUAGCCACAACUGCUACCUAGACCCGCUUGUGUGCAAGGUGCUCUGGGCAGACCUUUGGUGCGGUCGGCCGCAGCUCAGCCUCCGCUCCAGCUGGGAUGACCUCAUUAUGUACUGGUCCUCGACCGGGUCAUCGACGCCAGAUGUCGAGAUCCAUUUUCAGCCAUUCACGCUUGCGAACGACGGAACCCAGCCGAUGCCGAGCGAGCACGGCUGCCAGUUCGUUGUACGGCCCCUGCGGCCGCGCAGUCGCGGGCAGGUGAGUGCGAACGGCUCCCUUGACCCCAGCUACUUCAGUGAGGCCGGGGACCUUGCCAUAUUGCAGAAAGGCGUCGCGUAUGUGAAGAACUGCCUCGUGAAGAAGACACCCUUCCAACCGAUCAUUGGCUCCCUCGCACACGAACGCUUUGAGUCAUCCGGCAUCAAUGGCGGGAGCUGCUCUGGCGCAGUUGACCCGCAGAACUGUCGCCUCAGGGAUGUGAAAAACGUGUACGUGUGCGAUCAUAGCAUUCUGCCGAGCCCACUAACUGGCAGUACACUCCCCUACACGUUAGCACUGGCGGACCGCUUUGUGGACAAGCUGCUCCAGAAGUGCGAUGUAAAGUGCAAGAUGGAGGAGGGGCCCGAUGAACGGGCAACGCGCAUCGUCUAUUAG
Messenger RNA from Leishmania braziliensis MHOM/BR/75/M2904, 1608 nucleotides. Its product is annotated as choline dehydrogenase, like protein. The coding region runs from base 1 to 1608 and encodes 535 amino acids. Lineage: Eukaryota; Euglenozoa; Kinetoplastea; Trypanosomatida; Trypanosomatidae. The record is from RefSeq and is a predicted model, not a curated record. Gene Ontology annotation, molecular function: flavin adenine dinucleotide binding; oxidoreductase activity, acting on CH-OH group of donors. The transcript has a single exon.